AUGCUUCUUUCCUUGAUCACCACCGCAGCCUUGGUCGGAGCUGCAGCUCCGUCACCCCCCGUGUACGCGAAUCGCUCCGAUCACUUCAUCGUGGUCCCCACGUACCCGACACCCGAGAGCACCGGCGAAGGAUGGAAGGCUGCCUUCGACAAGGCCCAAGAGGCCGUCUCGCGGUUGAACCUGACGCAGAAGGUCAGCCUGACGACUGGCUUCACCUACGGCCUCUCGUGCAACGGCAACAUUGCUCCGAUUCCCGAGAUCGACUUCCCCGGACUCUGCCUCGCAGAUGGUCCGGUCUCUGUUAGGAUCGCAGAUCUCACUACGGUCUUUCCAGCGGGUUUGACGGCCGCAGCAACGUGGGACAGGCAACUGAUAUACGAGAGAGGGCGCGGCCUCGGUGCGGAAUUCCGCGGCAAGGGCGCCAGCGUUCAUCUUGGACCGGCAGCCGGUGCGCUGGGCCGUCACCCGCUUGGAGGCCGCAACUGGGAGAGCUUCUCUCCUGAUCCAUACCUCAGUGGAGUUGCUAUGGAACAUUCCAUCCGGGGUAUCCAGGAUAUGGGCGUGCAAGCUACCGCCAAGCACUUCAUCGGCAACGAACAGGAGACGCAACGAUCCAACAGCUUCGCCGAGGACGGCACUGAGAUCCAAGCCAUCUCUGCCAAUAUCGAUGACCGCACCAUGCAUGAGCUCUACCUCUGGCCCUUCGCCAACGCCGUUCGCUCCGGCGUUGUCUCUGUCAUGUGCGGAUACAACCGGGUCAACCAGACGUAUGCCUGCGAGAACUCCAAGCUGCUGAACGGGUUGCUCAAGGGAGAGCUGGGCUUUCAGGGCUACGUCGUCAGCGACUGGUACGCCACCCACUCGGGCGUCAACUCCGUCGAAGCCGGCAUGGAUAUGACGAUGCCGGGGCCUAUGAACACCGCUGCCGCGACUCUCCCGGGCAUGCCCUCCUAUCUCGGCGGCAACCUGACCCAGGCCGUACUCAACGGCACCGUCCCCGAAAGCAAGGUCGACGACAUGGCACGCCGCAUCCUCUCUGCUUACUUCUUCCUCCACCAGGAUGACGACUUCCCCUCCAUCGAUCCGUCGACGGGCUUCGUCUUUGCCGCGACAUACGCCUACCCCGACGAGUACCUGACCCUCUCGGGCUACGACCCGAGCAACCCUCCGCCGGCCCGCGACGUCCGCGGGAACCAUUCCGAAAUCGUACGCAAGGUCGCCGCGGCCGGCACCGUCCUCCUGAAGAACACAAACGGCACCCUCCCGCUCAAGGAGCCCAAGAACGUCGCCGUGUUCGGCAACGGCGCCGCGGACGUCAGCGAGGGUCUGACGUACACGGGGGACGAGAGCGGUCCCUGGGGCGCCAACAUCGGCGCCCUCAACGUUGGCGGCGGCUCCGGCGCCGGACGGCACACCCGCCUCAUCUCCCCGCUCUUCGCCAUCCGCAACCGCGUGGAGGAGGGCACCCCGGGUGGCCGAGUCCAGUACCUUACCGACAACGCCAAGAUCGUCGAGGGCGACUUCACGUCCAUAUACCCCCCGCCGGACGUGUGCCUUGUGUUCCUCAAGACCUGGUCACGCGAGGGAACGGAUCGUCUCUCAUUCGAGAACGACUGGGAUUCGACGGCCGUGGUGAACAACGUCGCCAAGAAGUGCCCCAACACCGUCGUCGUCACCCACUCCGGAGGCAUCAACACCAUGCCCUGGGCCGACAACCCCAACGUGACGGCAAUUCUCGCCGCGCACUAUCCCGGCCAGGAAAACGGACAUUCUAUUGUGGACGUCUUGUACGGGGAUGUCAACCCGUCUGGUCGUCUCCCAUACACCAUCCCUAAGCGGCCUGCGGAUUACGACUUCCCCAUUGUCAACAUUACCGGAACUCUCGCGCAGAACCCUGAUGCCUGGCAGGCUGACUUCAAUGAGGGGCUUAUGAUCGACUACCGUCAUUUCGAUGCCAAAAAUAUUACGCCGCAGUAUGAAUUCGGCUUCGGGCUCGGCUACACCACAUUCGCGCUCGCCGGUGACGCCACUUUUGCCCCGAAGAGCGAAAAUGUUCCUGCCUACCCUCCCCCGGCUGCGAGAGCUUAUCCUGGAGGUAACCCAGCUCUCUGGGACACCAUCGGCUCCGUCUCGGCAACGGUAGAGAAUACCGGCAGCGUCGAUGGUGAGCAGGUUGUGCAGCUGUAUGUGUCGCUCCCCAGGCGGGGCGUCCCCAGCAACACCCCUGUCCAAGUCCUGCGCGGAUUCGAGAAGGUCGCCCUGGCACCGGGAGCAUCCAAGCUGGUCGAGUUCCCCGUCCUGCGCCGUGACGUGAGUUUCUGGAACACCACAGCGCAGGAGUGGGAACUUCCAGUGGGCGAGAUUGAGUUCCGUGUUGGCUUCAGCUCCCGAGACAUAAAGUCAAAGACAUUUGGUACUUUUUUUUAG
Messenger RNA from Colletotrichum destructivum, 2427 nucleotides. RefSeq names its product Putative glycoside hydrolase, family 3, glycoside hydrolase family 3 domain, immunoglobulin. The record is from RefSeq and is a predicted model, not a curated record. Gene Ontology annotation, molecular function: beta-glucosidase activity. The transcript is spliced from 4 exons. Lineage: Eukaryota; Fungi; Ascomycota; Sordariomycetes; Glomerellales; Glomerellaceae. Gene Ontology annotation, biological process: glucan catabolic process. Bases 1 to 2427 code for a protein of 808 amino acids.